Anopheles cruzii is the source of this 2242-nucleotide messenger RNA. It is a transcript of the gene Eb1, whose product is annotated as microtubule-associated protein RP/EB family member 3. NCBI's taxonomy places the organism in Eukaryota, Metazoa, Arthropoda, Insecta, Diptera, Culicidae. Gene Ontology annotation, molecular function: microtubule plus-end binding. Gene Ontology annotation, biological process: regulation of microtubule polymerization or depolymerization; protein localization to microtubule plus-end; spindle assembly. The transcript has 7 exons. The coding region runs from base 167 to 1045 and encodes 292 amino acids. The record is from RefSeq and is a predicted model, not a curated record. Gene Ontology annotation, cellular component: cytoplasmic microtubule; spindle midzone; microtubule plus-end.
AAUUCUAUCUUGGUGAAUGUAAAGCAGUGCGCGAGCCGCAGAAAGUAUUCUGGAGGGUUUGAUCAUUACAUAUUUUAUCGCGUACUCUAUUGAAAGUCCGAAAAGCCGAAUCUUUCUGCAGUUGGAUAUUUUAUCACUGGAACCGUAAAUCAACAGUGUAAGCAUAAUGGCUGUCAAUGUAUAUUCGACGAAUGUUACGACAGAUAACCUUUCGCGGCACGAUAUGCUAUCGUGGGUAAACGACUGUCUGCGUUCGCAAUUCACCAAAAUCGAGGAACUAUGCACCGGUGCUGCUUACUGCCAAUACAUGGACAUGCUGUUUCCAGGUUCUGUGCCAAUGAAGCGAGUAAAAUUUCGCACCAAUCUUGAGCACGAGUACAUCCAGAACUUUAAAAUCCUACAGGCUGCGUUCAAGAAGAUGGCCGUUGACAAGAUCAUACCAAUCGAUAAGCUAAUAAAAGGUCGCUUCCAAGAUAAUUUUGAGUUUUUGCAAUGGUUUAAAAAGUUUUUCGAUGCCAACUAUGAUGGUCGUGAAUACGAUGCGAUGCUCGCGCGUGAUAACCUGCCGAUGGGUAUGGGUUCAGGUGCCUGUGCUCCUAAAGGCAACGGUGUGUCGGGUGUUACAGCGCCCCGGAAAAUGCCCAUCGUCGCAGCUGCGCAACGUGAUAGAAUAAAGCCGAAGAUUUACAUUGCCUCUGGUGCAGUGUCCAAAGUUGCACCCACCCGACAGAUGGUUCAGAGUCCACCCGCUCGAAUUAGCAGUGGCGUCAAUGUGAACACUAGCAAAUCAUCCUCGCAAAACAGUGUAACAAAUCAACAGAUCGAAGAACUGACCUCACAAGUAACGGACAUGCGAUUAAACUUUGAGGGAUUGGAGAAGGAGCGUGAUUUCUAUUUCAGCAAGUUACGCGAUAUUGAAAUUUUGUGCCAGGACGAUGAACAGAGCCAGAGCCCGUUCGUUCAAAAAAUUUUGGAAAUUCUAUACGCAACAGAAGACGGUUUCGCACCGCCCGAUGAAAUUCCGCCAGAGGAAGAGGAAUACUAGGCUGUGUCGUGAAUCAGCGAAUACUGCGACUGAAGAAAUUUUACCACAAAUUAACACAGCCGCGGCCAGAUAGGACAUGACACCCACGUCACACUGAAUGCCCAGCACUAACGUCAACGAGAACGAGAAACACUUGAUAAAUAUUAAUCAUUAACAUUGUCUGUUUACUCCCCACUGGUUUUCACAAAAAAGAAAAAUCUUUGCGCUGCUCCUAUCAAUGUCCUUCUGAAAUGAGAUUAUGCAUAAACGAGUAUUUAAUCCGUUUUCUUUGUUCUUUUUUAAAGAAAAUUUUUCUAUGAAUUAUAUUAAUCUCUAUUUGAAUCGUAAUUCGAUUCCCUGCUAGGUACUGUACUAUUUCAUAAUAGGAAAAGCCCUCCAUAAAUGGUAAUUAUUUUCUUCGUUUGCAUAUCCAGAAUUUUUGCACACCACAUAAAUUGGAAUCAUGGCAGUCGUUAUUUUGGGAAGCGUUUUUUGGCUUAUCUAAUGUGAGGUUGAUUUCGAAAUAUAACGAAGAGUUAUCUACAUCAUUACAUGCAUAAUAAACAAAGCAAAACAUAAAAACGUUUGUAAUAUGUCAGCUACCACGUGCUCAACUUCGUACUUUAAUGUUAAUUUAGCUUCAUAGUUACUUUACUUCGUUUCAAUACUUUCACUAUUUUUCGUUUGUUCCAUUCGGUUGUGAGUUAACCAUGAAAGACAACAAAGAGAAAAUUCGGUACAUUUUACUGUUUUUCUUUUAUAAAGCCGAAAAUUCAAGCUAGGCCGCUGACAUUGUCCACUGUGUUUAUGGUGUCGAUAUUGUAACAGCUAGUUAUGAGAAAUUUUGGUUUCACCAAUUCGGUUCAGUUAUUUUUUAUGUUAAAGAUGCGCCUCGCACAGCUAAACCCUGGGUCCCCAUCAUCGAAAAUGUCGAUAAAACCACAGAAAAAAUCAAAGUGGAUCGGCAUGUUACUAAUCAGAGCAUCGGCCAGGAGCCAUAGAUUAAUCAUCAAACAGUGCCAUCGGUGUGGGUAGUGGGGAUGAGAAAUAAGAUACAUACGACAAUAUUGUGUGAAAACAAUAGUGGCCAUAGCUUGGUAAAGCAGGUAAAACGGUGACCAAACCAAGACGCUCGCCAGCUGCUCGGGCUGUCCAGGUCGCGAUCGGACUACCGUCUGGUCCCCGUCCUGUCUGGGCCGAUCGUUCGAUGGCUCGUAA